Molecule: messenger RNA, 4639 nt
Organism: Seminavis robusta
Lineage: Eukaryota; Bacillariophyta; Bacillariophyceae; Naviculales; Naviculaceae
Source: the annotation of a GenBank genome assembly
GUGCCUCAAUCUUGUGUGGAAAUAUUGUACUAUAGUUAGCCUGUAACCGCACUUUUUCCAUACCAAAAACACAAGCAACAAGCAAGAUCGAACGAUUGAACCAGUCACCCAUGCCAAACGACCCUCUUUCCCUCUUUGACCCAUUCGCAAUGUCAUAAAACUGAAAGCCAACAAAAGUGAAGCAAAUAACCCGCAAGCUAUCUAUCUAGCACUAGCCAGUACCGUACAGCUUACUUGUGCUGAUCCCACAUGUCGUCGAUAGACCCAAAAGCAGCAACGUUUCUGGAGCAUGCAAGAACGUUGGUGGAUCGCAAGCGAGAUGCAAUCUUUGCUACUUGGUACAAUGAGCAAGGCCAGGCCACGCAAGACUACAGCUUUGGUCGCUUGUGGGCGGAAGCGGGUGUCAUUGCUUACUUUCUACGGGUGAAAUGGGGACUGAAGAAGGGAGACAAGGUUGUCUUAUGCUACGACUUUGGUCUUCACUUCUUUGCUGUAUUUAUUGGUUGUCUACGUGCAGGAGUCAUUCCCGUGCUAGUAUACCCACCCGCCCCACCCUUGACCAAGUCGUUGCCCAAGCUAGCUAGUGCCGUCCGUAUUUGCUCACCCGUACUGAUCCUCGCAGACUCCAGAGUGGGCGCACUCAAAAAGAUAGACGAACUCAACCCUCUUUCCAAGAGCCGCUUACUCUGGCCGGCGGGGCUCUCAUUCAAGUGCACUGACACACUCCCGUUUCACAAUGCUGCUGGUGCAUGUAGCCAGAAAAACAACUCCACUUGGAAGCAGGCCAUGCAGCGGAAGAAACCCAAAGACAGCCCUGAAAGCUACACGUUUGAUGAACCUACCAUAGGUCCCGAUGAUACAGCGUUUCUGCAGUUCACUUCAGGCUCCACGUCGGAUCCAAAAGGAGUCGUCGUCACGCACAAAAACUUGAUCUCCAAUGCCAGACUUUACCUCGGCGCAUUUGAACGCCAUGGGACUGUCAAAGGAGAUGGAUGGAUUGGUUGCACCUGGUUGCCUCAGUAUCAUGACAUGGGACUACUCUCUGCUACAAUCUAUCCCUUUUGCGGUGGAUGGCGUCAACAUUGCAUGAGCCCCAUCACGUUCAUCAAGAACCCACUUUUAUGGUUGAAAAUCAUGUCCGACAACAACGCCAAUUGGGGGAUUGCGCCCGAUUUCUCAUACCGUCUUUGCGCACGCAAGUUUCUAGACGCCAAAAAGGCAGGGAUCGAGGAGCCAAUUCCCAACCUCGACUUGUCCAAGAUUUGGAAGCUGCAAAACGCCGCAGAACCAAUUCGCAUUGAAACAGUGCGACUAUUUGAAGACACAUUUACUCCUUAUGGCUUGCCACCGGCCAAACAUUGUCUCGUUGGGGUCUACGGGAUUGCUGAAAUGGUAGUCGCAGUAUCCUACACUCUAGAGUUGCAACUCAGCAACCUCCGAGAGGGAGAAGAUGCAGCGCCGUAUGUGGCCAUUGGAAAGAAGGGCAUGUUUCAUGAGAGCAUCACCAUCAAGAUUGUCGAUCCGCAAACGCUGCAAGAGGCGCCAGACAAUACCACGGGAGAGAUUUGGAUUGCAGGGUCUUCUGUCGCGGGUGGAUACUAUGGUCGGCCAGAUCUUACCCAACAAUCCUUUGGAGCUCGUAUCAGGGAUCCCAAUGGCAUGGAAAUACUGGACUCUCCCGCCUUUCUGAGAACAGGUGAUCUUGGCUUUUUCCAAGAGGAUCAUCUGUACAUUUGUGGCCGCCAAAAGGACCUAAUCAUCGUCCAGGGCGUCAACUAUUACCCUCAGGACACAGAAGAUGCAGUGCAAGAAGCAUCUCCUGCUGUAAGACCUGGCUGUGUUGCUGCCUUUUCGACAAAUGAAACAGGGGGCGAUGGUGACCUCCAAAUUGUCUUUGAGAUACGUAAGAACAGGGAAAAUGAUGCUGCAGCCGUGUGCGAAGAUGUCAAGCAGGCAGUCCUCUCUAAGAUCGGCUUAGUUCCAUCUGUCAUUGUUGCCGUGGCUCAGGGCACCAUCAGUAAGACGACAAGUGGCAAGAUCCAGCGAAGGGCCAACAGAGCAAGACUGAACAGCGGGGGUCACGUCGUUGUCCACAGUGUCAACUCUCAACCAGUGCCUCCAACGCCAAACAAUCUGCAGCCCCGAGAGGGUGACCCCGACAAACCGCAUGUGGAACUUGGAGAAUCAGCUACAGCUGCUGCACUCUUUGAUGCUGCUUUGGUCGAUGUCUUGGGUGAAAAAGUUGAUGCAAGCAAAACGUGGGAUGAAAAUGGCCUCACCUCCGUGAUGAUGGUGGAACUUUCGAAUAGGCUUGCAGCCAUUGGAAUUGUGGUUCCAUCCAACUUCCCUGACCUCUACGCAGCCCCUAUCUUGCUAAAACACCACGUCCUGCAAGACCAGACAAACGCAUUUCCUUUGAAGCUUCCACAACUUCCACAACCAGCUUCCAGAGAUCGAGAAAUUGCUUGGUCAUACGCAACAAUCCUGCAAGCAUUCGGGGCUGUUGCAGUACUUCUUUUGGUAGCCACGAGCUUGAUCCCAGCCUACUUCUUUGUCACCGCAAACAUCACAAAGGAUCUUCCCUUCCUACUUCCGUUGAUGGUGCCCGUCUGGUACCUGAGCCUGACCUUUGAACUUAUAGCCAUCAAGUGGAUUGUCAUUGGACGAUACACAGCAAAAGAGAUCUCAGUGCCAUCUAUUGCAUUCGUACAGUGGUGGUUUAUUGACAAUUUCGUGCGUUGUUGGGAAAUCUGGGUGGGAAACUUCCUCCGAGGGACGCCACUCAUCACAGUCGUCUACAAUCUGUUGGGAGCAUCCAUCCAUCCCUCAGCUUCAAUUGAUUGUUUCAUUCGAGAGUUUGACUUGGUGACAGUUGGGGCCGAGUCGUCUUGCGAGCAGCAGCCACGCUGUCGCAAGUUCAGUCCGUGGGAGGAACAGGGCCUGUCACUGCGGUUCCGACCUGUGUCAGUGGGAAUGAACUGCACCGUGGCUGGACAUCUGGAACCAGGGGUUUCGAUUGGGGACAGAUGCCAUGUUGAGAACCUGAGCGCGGUUGCCGAAGGCUCCCAAGUUCCGCCAGCUGCCAUGGCAAUUGGCAGCCCUGCUCGUCAGGGGCAAGAUGCUGCCACUGAGAACGCCAAUCCGCAUUGGUUAGCAAUUGGCUGCAGUAAAGUCGCCUUGCUCUUUGUGCAGCUCUAUCUCUCAGCUGGACUGUUCAUGGUGGCAAACCUCUCCAUUCCUUUUGGGAUUCUUGAUGGAUUCAGAUAUGGAUGGCUUGUCCACCUCUUCUUGGUCCUCCCUGUUUACACAGUGCUCUCUCUGGCAACAACAAUUGCUUUGAAAUGGAUCCUCAUUGGCAAACGUCGCCCCGGGCCAGUUCCUCUUUCGUGGAUUCGGAACGUCAGUGACUGGUUUGCUGAUUACAAUUACCGACUGAGCAUUCUUGUCUUUGAACUCGUUGCAGCCAAUUCAAUAUUUGGGAACUUGAUGCUGAUGACGAUGGGGCAAGACAUUGAUCUAAACUCAAAGGUUUGGCUUUUCCUUUUCCCACCCUCUCAACUGGACUUGGUCACAGUCCGGAAUUCCUUCCUCUCCUUCGAAAGCUUUCGGACCUGCCCCGGAUCUGGCAAAGAGUAUCAGGCAAUUCGUAUUGAAAACAGCAGCAUCGGUCACUCUACCUUUAUUGAAGGUGGUGCUGUGAUUGAAUCGGAACGAAUUCAUCCGCUGUCUUUUGUGCCAUCCACGCACCGUUCUCCAAAAAAGCCGUCCGAAGAAAGAUCACUAGAAUGCGCUCCUCAGCCAGGUGCUUUGUUCUGGAGAAAAGCAUGGUGCGAUGUCUUUGCCGUGUUCUAUGCUAUCACUAUCCUGCUGAGUACCCUGCCAACAAUUGAGGUUUGGAAAGGUCUUGAAACACUUGAGUUCUUGUCCUCGGGAGUCGGCAGCUUUGUCGUCAAGAUAUUCUGUGCAAUCAUUGUCCAAACCGCUUCCUUGUGGGUGUGUUUGAGUCUAGGUUACUUUCUCUUCUCGCCCCGGACAAGUCAGCAUUCCCUGUCAUUGGCAAAGAAUGCCAGGGAGAUGGGCGCCUACGCAGCUACUUUGUCCUUUCAAUCUUCCGUGGAGGCUUGGUCGUUUGUGCAUGUCCUGUGGGGAAGCAAACUGUACAAUCCCUUGAUUCGGUUCCUCGGCGCCAACGUGGGCCAAGACGUUUUGUACUUUGGUGAUGCCAUGUAUGACUGCCACUACUUGACCUUCUCGGAACGAACUGUGGUGGACAGCGUUUCGGUUGUGUGUGGUCAUGCUGGGGUCAAAGAAGGCUUUAUCCUCGGCGAGACUCGAUUAUCUGGAGUAGUGUUGCACCCUGGAGUGAUUGCACUGUCGAAUACUCAGCACCACAGCAGCACCAGUCAAUCCUCAGUUGGACCGGUAUGCUUCAUGGCCCCAUCUGCUCGUGUCGGUGGCCGUGUUCCUCCUUUUGGCUCUGACGAGACUGGCUACUGUAGCCAGUCUGAGGCUGCUGCAGAAAGUCAAGAAGAUGUUGUCUUCGAUGUGUAACAAUGCCACUUGCUACCGUAAAUUAAUAAGCUGAAGUCAACUGCUACCGCUAUCGUAGUAUCGCUGCAUCGCUGCCAAAGGCCAAAGG